Porites evermanni is the source of this 2892-nucleotide messenger RNA. Lineage: Eukaryota; Metazoa; Cnidaria; Anthozoa; Scleractinia; Poritidae. The record is from the annotation of a GenBank genome assembly.
CGAAAUGGAGAAAUUAUCUGGAAUACCUUCUUUCCUCGUUCCUCCAAAAGGAGUACGAGGAUCCAAGAUCUUAAACAAAGAGGCCUUUAAAACUAUCAUCAAUCUCCCUGCUCUUCGAAUCGAGGCCAAAAAAUGCUCACUUUUCUUAAAAAGUCUCAGCAAAUGCUUGUUAAAUCAACCUCGCUUGAGAAACAUCGUGCCAGACACCACAGCGAAAGACAAAAAGCUUCUUCUUCUGAACCCACAGAAACCAUUGGCAGGUUUAGAGGAGCAUGAUCGAAAGUUUGCCGAGAGCCAUGGAGCAGAAGAGACGAUGUAUGAGUUAGUUUUGGGUUAUGAGCAUUGGACCUCUGAACAAGUAUUGAGAGCAGUCUUGCCGCUUGAAAUCAGUGAAGUGCCUUCUUCCUUUGAAACUAUUGGACACAUAGCACAUGUGAAUUUAAGAGAUUCUCAGCUAGAUUACAAGAAAUUAAUCGGUGGGUGUUUUUCCUUUCACACACUCCUAGGUCCUAGAAGACAAAAAAAAUUUGGGAUCAACCUAAUGUAGGUUUGAUAAAAGCUGGAACAUUCCAUUUGGUAUAACGAGGCCAAGGGUUACCGGUCAUUUAGCCCCAGUUACUUUGCCCCCUUUUCUAGAACGAGGAAUACCGUAUAUCCUGUAUUAAGCCCCCCCUUUCAAAUAAGCCCCCUCCCUCUAACAAGUCCCCCUCUUUUCCCCUCUUUUCAGGGGAAGAAAGUUAAUAGGUCCCCCCUCUCUAUUAAGCCCCCCUCCCUCCCCUAAUCAUUCUUCACUAAUAAAAUACAGACUGUGUUAAUCAAUCACAAAUGUAAAACUUCGUGUGAACUGAUCCAGGAUGGUUUAUUUACCAACCGGAAGUUCGACAUUGAUUCUGAUCCUUGGCUGCAUGACCUAAAACUUCUUGUACUUGAGCUUUUCCUCUUCGUUUUCUAGUUCUUUAUGGAGAACUAAUACCAUUGUCUUUUCUAAAAUAUAUAAAUCCCCUCUCUCAAAUAAGCCCCUCGGGGGGCUUAAUAGAGGAUUUACGGUAUUAGAUUUGAAGCGUGCUUGUUUUGCUUUCUGGCUUAUAGAAAGAGGAAUAUUACAUUUGAAGCAUGCUAAAUGACUUGAAAAUAGGGGGCUAAGUUACCAGGACGAAAUGACCGGUUACCGGUCAAAGUAAUUUUUUUUUUUUUAUAUCUUCCUUAACAGGGCAAGUGCUAUUGGACAAGAAUUCACCUCAAAUCAAAACUGUUGUAAACAAGACUAACACCAUUCAUGACAUCUUUCGCUUCUUCCAAAUGGAAGUUAUAGCAGGAGAGAACAACUUGUACACCUCCGUAAAACAAGAUGGUUGUAUUUUUGAGUUUGACUUUUCAAAAGUGUAUUGGAAUUCUCGUCUUCAGAUGGAACAUAGUCGUCUUGUUGAGCUCUUUGAUCCUGGUGAUGUUGUCUGUGACAUGUUUGCUGGUGUGGGUCCCUUUGCUAUCCCUGCGGCAAAGAGAGGAUGUAUCGUUUAUGCAAAUGACUUGAAUCCAGCGUCAUAUGAAGCACUAUUAAAGAACUCCAAACUUAAUCAUGUGGAGAAUAAAGUGCAUGCUUUUAACAUGGAUGGAAGGGAAUUUAUGAGAAAAAUGAUUCAGUUAUCAACAUCCUCAUCAUUAAAUAAAUUGUCUUCAACAUCAUCAUCAUCAUCAAUGUCAGCCUCAUCCUCCUCCACAUCACUAUUUUCGUCCUCAACAUCGUCAUCCUUAACGUCACCUUCAUUAUCGUGGGAUAAUUCUAGUGAGGAUAAUGGUAAAAAUUGCUUAAAACCCUUUGCUCACGUUGUGAUGAAUCUUCCUGCAAGUGCUGUUGAAUUUCUUGAUGUUUUUCGGGGUCUGUACUCUGCGCACAGACACUUGGCUCUUCCCACAAUCCACUGUUAUUGCUUCUCUAAAUCCCAGUCUCCUGGUGAAGAUGCAAAGAAGCAGGUUGAGGAGAGACUGGGAAGUAGCCUUACAAGUCAGUGUACCAUUCACUGUGUACGUGAUGUUGCGCCAAAGAAAGUUAUGGUCUGUGUCUCAUUUAAGCUGCCAACUUCUGUUGCUUUUGCUGAUGCUGGUCCUAAAUCUGAUACUGAGUCUAAGCGACACCGAGAUGACUGUGGUAAGUGGAUGUAUAGCUUAAGAAAUGGUCCAGAUAAGAACGAUAGCAACAACGGCAACGAACAUGUUGGAAUGCAAAAAAGGUGCUAACUUUUCUAUUGUCUGUACUUACUUCUGAUUGGCUUAAACAGUAUAAGUUACCAAAACUUCAUAAAGCAGUACAUAUAUUAAUCCUUACUUUCCAACCAUCUUCCAUAUAACAAAAUCUGGUCUCAGUUUGAAUAACAAAGAAAUCCUAUGUGGGGAACAUGUAAAAUUGUAAACUUUUCUUGGCUAUUGUUUUCAACUCUUGUGAUUGGUCAAAAUCUUUUAACACAAAAAAACACCCUUUCAAAGUGGAGAGUAAAUGCAUUUUAUUGCGUAAACGGCCUUCAUGUAGGUUUAUGCAUUCUCUGUGUAAAAAUGAGAACAUUCCUAUGUGGGGAAAGCACCAUUGCUGCAUAACAAAAGAAAUUGCUAUCCACCUUACCCGGAUCAUUACUUAAAGUUUUAGUUUGAUCUUUGAUGUAAGAGAGAUACUAAAGAGCAUACUAUAAGAAUUUGACCAGACCACCUUUCAUGGAGUCUUUAAGGCAUGAGCCAAGCCAUCCUGGUGUAGCAGGCCAGUUGGGCUAACCUGGCUGGCUCACCCACGUGAACAGGCUGCUAUUAAAGAUUUGGACUAAACCUGCCCUUUUUUUCUUGUUCUUAUAGUUCAUGCUGAGAAAGACCCCAAGCAGGCCAAGUUGGAACUGUGAUAGUUAAGGA